AUGACAAGUCCAGAUCCAGGAAAGCAGCCUCAGACAAAGGAUGCAACCUCAAUGCCUUUGUCACCAAUAGUAAAGCCGGACGGUGAAUGGAACACCUGGAGGCAGUCCUACAUCACCACAGCUCCUCCUCCAUCAGUGCCGGCAUUAACUCCAGAAAAUGAAAUGUCUGCCGAGAAGCAACCAAAGGAUGAAACUCCAUCCAACGACGAUGCAUUGGAAGUGUCUCGCCAGUGGAUUGUCAACAAGAGCAAAACCCAAGCUUUGAAUGGAAGUCAAUUGGGUACUCUGUUGCAUCGGUUGCUCUGCGAACAAGAAGAAAUUAUGGAUCGACAGAUUUCCAAACCAUGGACCAUUAUUAGACCGAAACUAGCGGAUGUACCACAGCAACUUGAAAAUGACGGAACCAUUACAGAUACGCAAGAGUCCAAAGACGAGGAGCUGUCCACCAUAUCAUCGUUCUCAUCCUCUCAGUCCAGCAUGCUGCGACAAAUCGAAUGGCACGUAGUUUUGCUACUGGAGCUGUGGAUCCAACACGGAGAGCGAUUGGUCCAAGAGCUAUACCCACGAUUGCUAGUCUUGCAAUAUGCUCGACAAGAGGCUCAAAAGAAGGAGGAAAAGAUAAAGCGAAAAUGGAAAAGAAUGAACCGACCUGGCAACCAAAAUAAGGCAGUCAAGAAGAAACUGAAACAGUCCAAGCACGGUGGGAAGGAACCAAAAUCAUCCUUGUCCAAAUUCUCGGCUUCCAAAUUUCGAAUCAAGCAACUUGCCAAAUACCAAAAGGUCAUGGAACAAACACCUGCUCUUGUCAACCGCAUGCAAACCGCCACACCCCAAGACAAGGAGUUGCAACUUUUGAAUCACAUUGCCACCAUUGUAUCGCAAGCUGCCUUUUUUCUUCCCGGGAACGAAAGCAUGACUGCCUUUUUGACAUCCAAGUGCCUUUCGCCAAGAAUUUGGAAAGUGCUUCCUCAAGUGGUCACUCAUGUCUAUGACGAUUUGGAGCGAUCCAAUCCUUACCUCGAACUUGUGGAAACCGAGGAUCCAUUCCCAUCGAUUAAUAUUUUGACCACCACCAAAAAGAAAAAGAAAAAAAAGAAAACCUUGAAACCAAAACAAGAGGAAGAGAAAAAGGAAGAGCCGGUUGGUCGACCUAAAUUGUUGCAAAAGAAGAAUCGAUUUCAAACCGGUGCUGGUCACUUUUACCAUCGAUCUCGGGCUGCGCAAAGUAGUAUGUCCAAGGUGCUGGAACACCUUUCACCAGUAAGAAACAAAUCAUCCAUUGCCCUAGCCAGUGCUAGUAGUACUGGCAAGAACAAUCGGUUUCUCUCCCGAAAAUCCUCUUCCGAAUUGGUGACUCCACAUCUUGGAAAGAACAAAUCGGCCAAGCAGGGAUCUGUGAACAAGACACCCAAGCUAUCUCUAAGCAGCACCACUUCCUCCAAGAAGAAGACCAAGGCCAGCAUGACUCCAUCCGCCACCACCACGGCCAACAAAGCAUCCCGAAAACCAGCACCUGUGACUACAGCCAAAAAGGAGGAUCGUCGUCCAAAGAAGAUAAAGCCGAUAGAUCCUGUCAAAUCUAUUCGAAGAGAUGCAGCAGAAUUUCCAUUGCCGGUUCAAUUGCUGCAAACAACCAACGUCCAAUCUCCUGAUUGCAAGCUAUCCCGAGCAAAGGAGGAAGACAAUGUCAAAACAAAACGAUCGCGAUCUCAAGGGCUCUUUCCUUUGUCUCCAAUCCCAACCAACAGAUCGUCAACGAGCGAAAGCACGAUUGCUGCUGCUGCUGUGCUAAAGACACCCACCCGCAAACGUCGAUCUGAUUCACUACUCUCAACAACGACGACACCUGUCCGCAAACCAUAUCUGGAAGCUGACGGUCGCGAAAACGAACGAAAUCAUGGAAACAAGCGUCCACCAAAUGCUCCCUUUUUGACACCCCAACGCUAUCAUUGUCAAAAAGUGGCCGAAACACCGGAUUCCUCCACCUUUCCUGCACCAAAGAAGGCUGCCUAUGCCACUCCGGUGCGUCGACGGUGUUAUACGAAUAAUGCAGUGGUAGCCGAAACUCCCGACACCAGUGCUCCUGCCAAGCUCCUCGAAAGAUGCAACGAAAGUGUCGUUGCAGAAACUCCUCAACGACAACCAGAAACAGUGGCCGAAACUCCGCAACAUCCAACCACCACUGGUGUAGUUGCUGAAACACCCGAACAAGAGGAAGAAGUGGAAGAAGUCAAUAAGGUUGCUAGCAUUGGUGGUUUUGAUUCGAUUGAUUGGGAGACACCCUCGUCUCCCUCGCAAGGAGGAAGUGAUGUCAUUGUGGAACCAUUGCAACUCUUUACCAAACCACCAGAAGCCAAGAAACCACGCCGGGUGUACAGUUUGGGCGGCGGUAGGAGCAAACAACCACAACAACAAGAAAAGAAAACCGACAAAGAUGAAAUGAAAGACCGACGAAUGGCUACCAACGCUGUUCUGACCCAGGCCAUGGCCUUUAUGCGACGCAAAUCAUUAGAAAGAUCUAGCUAG
This is a messenger RNA of Cylindrotheca closterium, 2526 nucleotides long. Lineage: Eukaryota; Bacillariophyta; Bacillariophyceae; Bacillariales; Bacillariaceae. The record is from the annotation of a GenBank genome assembly.